AUGAAUGACUGCCAGACCAAAGGCUUCCCUUUCACUACUGCCUGUGUGGUUAUGAUCAUAACAGAGGUUCGAAGAGGUGGUGAUGGGAUUGGUGAGAACAGAUCUGAGACCAGUAUUGGCCUACAUUUUCUCUAUAACAAUAUUAAUUGUGUUUCUUUACAGGUUAAUAACCCAAAAGAAAAUGAGAAGUCCUCUGCUGUUUUUGUGUCUGUUUUGCUGACGGGCUUAUUGCUUGCUGCCAUCAUCAUUGGCGGCUUCUGCUAUAAAAGUCAUCGGAAGACCAACAACAAAGGCAUGAAACUGGCCGAAGAGUCCUACAUGGCCGAUGAGGAGAACCAGGGUAACACCCUCAUGUCAGUGGCCCCUCUGAACCAACCAGAGCCCGAGGAGAAGCCCAGUCUGAAUGGAGAAUCCCCAGAGGGAGUGAAGACCCCGACUCCUCCUGCCGCCACCAACGGUCACUCCACCACCAAAACAGCAGACACUGAGCUGUGAACGAGCCUGCUUCAUCUACUGCACAUCCAACUUGACCUUUAACAGGCUUAAGAGAGAACAAAUAAAGACUUAAAUUCUCAUGUAUAUACAAUCAGAAAUGUUCAUUUGGAACAUUGCAAGGGAAAAGUUAAAGUAAUGAGGUAAACAUAAUUGGUCAAGUAAUAUUUUCCUUCUACUCAAGUUAUGUACACGCGUAAUACGAAAGGAUUUGUAUGUUAUAAAAGCAAGCCAUGAUUUAUGAUGAUGACGCCAGUUAUGACCGAAACGAUGAUGAGAUUCAGGACGUGAACGACGUAUAAUCAGAAUUUGCUAAAAAAGUUGCAUCCCUCGUGUGUGAAAUUGCUGUGGGUUGGGACCUUUACCAUGAGUCAUUGCUGGGUUUUAUGAGAUCGGGCGCUGGGAGGGUCCUUGCUUCGUUGUCAAAGCUCAACGGCUUCCAGCUGACUGUAAACUUUCACACUUCAGACUGCAACGUAUGGAAGUCGUGUUUGCAACGGAUUGUUUGCGUGUUUAAGUCUGUAUGUCUAACAUGUUAUAUGUCUUUGUGUACAAUAUGACUAGUUAAAGGGACACUCCACUUGUUUUGAAUAUAUGCUCAUUUUCCAGCUCCCCUAGAGUUAAACAUUUGAUUUUUACCGUUUUGAAAUACAUUCAGCUGAUCUCUGGGGCUGGCGGUACUACUUUUAGCAUAGCUUAGCAUAAUCCAUUGAAUCUGAUUAGACCAUUAGCAUCACGCUAAAAAUAAUCAAAAAAUUGGGAUAUUUUUCCUAUUAUAAACUUGACUCUUCUAUAGUUACAUCGUGUACUAAGACGAAGGAAAUUAAUCCUCUUAGUGACUUUCAAUGGCAGGGGACUAUUUUCGGGCACUGUGUAAUAUCAUUGCGCCUCCUGCAGCCAUGUUACAGCAGCAAAGUCCUUGAUUAUUACGCCAGAAUGAGAGUAUAGUUCCUAGCCAUAUCUGCCUAGAAAAUCGCAACUUUUAAUUUUCCGUCGGUCUUAGUACACGAUGUAACUACAGAAGAGUCAAGUUUUAAAAUAACUCUUUGGUUAUUUGUUAGCACAAUGCUAAUGGUCUAAUCAGAUUCAAUGGAUUAUGCUAAGCUAUGCUAAAAAUACUACCGCCAGACCCAGAGAUCAGCUGAAUGGAUUCCAAAAAGGUAAAAAUCAAAUGUUUAACCCUUGGGGAGCUGGAAAAUGAGCAUAUUUUCAAAAAAGUGGAGUGUCCCUUUAAUAGUCUUGUAUAAUUUUGUUAAUAUCAUUGUGUGACAAAGUAAUGAGUUUAGGAGUUAAAAAUAAACUUCACUUCAUUACCGCAAAUGCACCACAGUGUAAAUUCAACAAAUUGAGUGUUUUGCAAAGCCCAUUAACGCUCAGGGUCACAGCUGUCUGUUAUACGACCAAUGUAGUAUUCAUGAAAUAAGGUAUAGCUUCAACAUGCUUCGUAAACCAGUAUUAUGUUCUUUUGUAAUAUUUUUAUUAUAGAUAUUUAGAGUUAGUGUUUAUCAAUUGAAUGACUGACUAGUUUGUGACUUCUCUUUUUUGUUGGUAUUUUUGUAUCUAUAUUUGCUACUAUACUGUACAUAAAUCGUAAUGCAGAGGAAAACACUUGUCAUAAAAUGAUGUAACUGGGUGUAGUCGUGAGACCCUGGACUUGCUCUCUCAGUUUCAUUUUGCUGUUUAUUAGGCUACUGUUGCUUUAGUCAAAGCAAACACUGAGGAAUCACUCAGACAACGGGAACAUUUUUACAUCCUAACAUGCAACAAUAACUUUAAUCAUACUGAAAUCUUACUGGGUACAAUUUAAUGCUAGCAUAUUUUAUCUGAAUUAACAAGAAAAAGGAUUUUAUGAAUAUGUAAACAUGAUUAUUUUACAAGAUAAAAAUGCCUUUACACCAUUAGCAUAUAAUAUUUUCUUUCUGUUAUUUUUCCUGUUGUGUAACAUUCCUGUUUUUCAUCAUAUUUUGGAUCAAUGUACUAGCAUUUUGUUAAACUGAUGUACUGUACGGUUGCAAUAGAAAUAAAGUUUUGAAAAAUAAAAAUUA
This is a messenger RNA of Misgurnus anguillicaudatus (oriental weatherfish), 2537 nucleotides long. The record is from RefSeq and is a predicted model, not a curated record. Lineage: Eukaryota; Metazoa; Chordata; Actinopteri; Cypriniformes; Cobitidae.